AUGGCCGCCAAAGUCGCAACCUCGAACCCCGUCCCGGCCACGGUCGAUCAUGCGGGGAGCGGGCUCUCGCGGGACGAGGCUGCGCAGGCCAUGAAGGGCGUCGUGGUGCCUGGCGAUCCCGGCGACUCGUCCAAAACAUCCCGGAAGCUGCAGCUCAGCGACUUCAACAAGGUCCGCACGCUGGGGACAGGCACAUUUGCCCGGGUCUGUUUAGUACGACUAUCCCACCCUGCCAAUGAAGCAGAGCGCAACAAGGUGUUUGCGCUCAAGAUAUUGAGGAAGACAGAGGUCAUCAAGCUCAAGCAAAUCGACCAUGUGCGCCAUGAGCGCGAGAUCCUCGGCGAUGUGUCCGGCCACCCUUUCAUCACGAACCUCAUGGCAUCAUUCUCCGACGCCGACUCUCUAUACCUUCUUCUCGACUAUGUGCCCGGCGGCGAGCUCUUCUCGUACUUGCGCAAGUACCGCCGCUUCGACGAACCCAUGGCACAGUUCUACGCCGCCGAGAUCGUCCUCGUGCUCGAAUAUCUGCACGAGCAGCAAGGGGGCGUGGCAUACCGCGAUCUCAAACCAGAGAACCUGCUGCUAGACGAGGAGGGCCACAUCAAGCUCGUGGACUUUGGCUUUGCGAAGCGCCUGGGCGGCCGCGGCGACCCCAGCGACACAAAGGGGGCGCCGACCGAGACGUACACCCUCUGCGGCACCCCCGAGUACCUCGCCCCGGAAGUGAUCCAUAACAAGGGUCACACGACGGCUGUGGACUGGUGGGCGCUCGGCAUCCUGAUCUAUGAGUUCUUGACCGGCUACCCGCCUUUCUGGCACCAGAAUCCCAUCGAGAUCUACAAGCAAAUCGUCGAGAAGCCCGUCAUCUUCCCCCAAGAGCCGCCCAUCUCGCCCGAGGCGCAAGACAUCAUCCGGCAGUUCUGCAACGUCGACCGGUCGCGGCGGCUGGGCAACAUCAGCGGCGGCGCGGCCCGCGUCAAGGAGCACCCCUUCUUCCGCGGCGUCGACUGGGACGCCGUGCUGCAGCGCCGCCAGAAGGGCCCCAUCAUCCCGCCCGUCCGCUUCCCCGGCGACGCCCAGUGCUUCGACAUCUACCCGGAGGACGACCCCAACAGGGAGACGUACACCGAGGACAUGGCGAGCAAGUACGACCAGUUCUUCAAGGAUUUCUGA
Molecule: messenger RNA, 1173 nt
Organism: Phaeoacremonium minimum UCRPA7
Lineage: Eukaryota; Fungi; Ascomycota; Sordariomycetes; Togniniales; Togniniaceae
Product: putative camp-dependent protein kinase catalytic subunit protein
Exons: 4
Coding region: 1-1173 (390 amino acids)
Biological process (GO): peptidyl-serine phosphorylation
Cellular component (GO): cAMP-dependent protein kinase complex; nucleus
Molecular function (GO): cAMP-dependent protein kinase activity; ATP binding
Source: RefSeq, a predicted model, not a curated record